AUGACACUUGAUCUCGUUGGUAAACUUCACCGGACGAUUUAUGUGGAUGGUUGUCCUUCCGCCUUUUACGAGGAUUUUGUCCGCCUACUCGCUACGAAGUGUGGGCCAAUCGAGGGAUGGGAUGUUGCAGAUCGUCUUAUUGUUAUUUUCAGCAGCUUAAACAGCGUUAGUACGGCCCUGACUUUUAGCGGUACCGCAUUUGGUGACCUUACUAGCAGUGUAACCGUGUGGGUGGCGAAUCAGCCACCACCUCCUAAUGUUGUUCAGCAAGUCGCCAUCACAUCUGGGGGAAAUGGUAAGGCGAUUGAGGAAGCGAAGGCCGCAAAGGAGGCUCGGGAGAGACGAUUAGCAACGAUCCGCGCUGAGCUAGCGGAGGAUAUUGAACGUGAUAAAGAGGAGGAAAAUGUUAGUGUUAAGCUCCGUCGGUUGUGUUUACGGCAGUUAAGGGCGUUGUGCGUGCUCACGAGUCAUGCGCUCAGGGAAGUUGAGGAAUCACUGGAGCAGUCAACAUUGCAUCUCAACUCAAUGAAGCAACUCGUUGAUAAAUUGAAGACGAAAGGGAGCAGUCAUGGUCCUGCGGAUCCUGAUGCUCACCAGUCAACCUCUGUUCCCACUUCUUUCACAAGAGACGCGGCGAACGGGGGCGAGAAGCGCACCGUUACAUUACAUGUUGGCACUGCUGAUGCAACAGUGGAGGACGUGGGGAAAGGGCAGAAGCGCCCCCGAUCUGAGUGA
Molecule: messenger RNA, 735 nt
Organism: Trypanosoma brucei brucei TREU927
Lineage: Eukaryota; Euglenozoa; Kinetoplastea; Trypanosomatida; Trypanosomatidae
Exons: 1
Coding region: 1-735 (244 amino acids)
Source: RefSeq, a predicted model, not a curated record